AAGAUGUUUCUGCAAACAGCUGAUCCCUUUAUGAAAACGCUGGUGUGGCAAAAAUCAGGAAACCAAGGGGACAAGUGGCUGCAGGUUCAGAGCCAUGUGAACCUGCAGGAAGUCCACCAGGUUAUUCUGGAGGCAACAGUGGGAGGAGAGGCUGGAGACAUAGCUAUUGAUGAUAUCUCCCUCAGUCCUGGGCCGUGUCCUGUCUCUGAUUUGUGUGACUUUGAGGAGGGGAGCUGUAACUGGCAGCAGUGGAUAACUGAUGACUUUGACUGGAUCAGACAUUCAGGCUACACUCACAACCCUAACACAGGACCUGAGAGCGACCACACCACCAACACACCUACGGGUCAUUACUACUACCUGCCUUCCUCAUCUACUGACCAAGCUGGCCAGAAAGCUGUAAUGUUUUCACCUCUGUACCCAGCAGGCAAAGGAUCUUGUGUGCAGCUGUGGUACUACAUGUAUGGCAAAGGAAUGGGGACACUAAAUGUUUACCAGCAAAGUGAAGAUGGGAAGAAAGCCCUGAUUUUCUCUCAGACAGGAGACCAGGGCCUUCUGUGGAGGUUCGCUCAGGCUUCUCUUCUGCCGUGGGUUCAUCCUUACAGCAUACUGGUGGAAGGUGUGAAGGCUGGCCCUACACAGGAGGGAGACAUGGCUAUUGAUGAUGUACAGCUGACAAGUGAUCAGUGUCCUCCUCGUGGAUUUUGUGACUUUGAGAACACAAUGUGUAGCUGGAGCAACAUGGGUGGAGGAGUCGACCAGGGAGACUGGCUCCGCGGCAGUGGGGGGUCCCCAAACCCACACACUGGACCCAAUGUUGACCACACUACUAAUUCCACACAAGGUCACUAUCUUUAUGUGGACAGCUCUGUGGGCGAGUGGGGAGUUGUGUCCUUACUGGUCAGUGAUGUUUUCCAACCCUCCACAAGAGGGCACUGUCUUACAUUCUGGUACCACAUGUAUGGAAACCAUGUUGGGACUCUCAGGGUCUCUAUAAAUGACAGGAAAAUGCAGGCUGGUGGUAAUGAAGUGGGAAUUUUGAAGUGGACUGAAACAGGAAACAAAGGAGACAAGUGGCAGAUGGCUGAUUUUUCUGUUACACAUGAUGAACCAUUCUGGUUUGUGUUUGAGUAUCAGAGAGGCAAGGCUGCAGGUGGGGACGUUGCUCUUGAUGAUAUCACCAUCGCCCCAGGGAGCUGCUACACAGAGCCUCCUACUGAUCACUCUGAUACUAAUGGUAUGAUUGCCGGCAUUGCAGUUGGGUUAACUCUUCUGGCUGGGAUCAUCAUCUUCAUCAUCCUCUUUAUGCUAAACUGGAAUCAUAACAAAAUGAAUCAGCAGAUACUUGUGAACGAUGAUGCAAUUAACCAGAACUCAGUUUUUGACCUAUAUGACUGCAGAAUAGAUGGCACACAACAUGGCACUGAAACUGGCUCCUUCUUCAACAAGGUUUAUGAUCCAUCAUUGAAUGCAGGGGAGGUCAUCAUUUCCUCAUCUGAUGCAUAGUCCAGAUGUUUUUCCUUUAAAGUAUCUAAAAUAAUAAGG
Messenger RNA from Archocentrus centrarchus (flier cichlid), 1545 nucleotides. Its product is annotated as MAM and LDL-receptor class A domain-containing protein 1. The record is from RefSeq and is a predicted model, not a curated record. Bases 4 to 1506 code for a protein of 500 amino acids. The transcript has 11 exons. Gene Ontology annotation, cellular component: membrane. Lineage: Eukaryota; Metazoa; Chordata; Actinopteri; Cichliformes; Cichlidae.